Messenger RNA from Odocoileus virginianus texanus, 1757 nucleotides. NCBI's taxonomy places the organism in Eukaryota, Metazoa, Chordata, Mammalia, Artiodactyla, Cervidae. The record is from RefSeq and is a predicted model, not a curated record.
ACGAUAGCCCACCAAGCUCCUCUGUCCAAGGACUUCUCCAGAUUCUACUCCAGUCCAGGACUAUGCCAAUCUGUGGCCAUGUUCCCGCCAGCCAGUCACCUCCUGUCCCUGCUGCUGGUGAUAGACGCAGGGGGCACCGUGCCCAGCCCCCAGGGGGUUCCCCAGGGCUGCUAUGCGGCUGAGGAAGCUGGGGAGCGGACCUUCCGCUGCAGCCAGGCAGGUCUGAGCGCCGUGCCCACCAGCAUCCCCAACGACACCCGCAAGCUCUACCUGGAUGCCAACCGGCUGGUGUCGGUGCCAGCUGGUGCCUUCCGGCACCUGCCUGUCCUGGAGGAGCUGGAUCUGUCCCAUAACAUCCUUGCCCACCUCUCAGGGGCUGCUUUCCAGGGCCUGGCGGGCACGCUGCGCCGCCUUGACCUCUCUGCCAACCAGCUGGCCUCGGUGCCCGUAGAAGCUUUCAUGGGGCUAAAGAUCCAAGUGAACCUGUCUGCCAACCCGUGGCGCUGCGACUGUGCCCUCCAGGAGGUGCUCCGGCGGGUGAGGCUGGCCCCGGGCACGGGGACGGGCAUCGUGUGUGGCCCGGGAGCCCGACCGGACCUCGUGGGGCAGGAGUUCCUGCCGCUGGUCGGGGAGGAAGAGCUGUGUGGGACAGGGCGGGGCGGGGCCCGGCGCAGCACCGACGUGGCCCUGCUGGUCACCAUGGGGGGCUGGCUGGUGCUGGUGGUGGCUUAUCUGGCCCACUACGUGCGGCGGAACCGGGACGAGACCCGACGUCCCCUCAAGCGGGCUCCCGUGCUGCCUGUGCGUUCUGAGGACUCCUCCACCCUCAGCACAAUGGUCUGACGACCAGGGACACUUCUCUCGGCCCUCACCCGGCUCCCCUGUCCUCUCCUCUGACCCCCUCUGCUUCCCCUGCAGCCCCUUCCCAUCCCCCAAUUCCACCCUUCCUCCUCUGUCUCUCCGAAACACCUGAUAUCUCUCAGUCCAACAACACCAUCUUCUGUGCCUGGGAGGUUGAGCGCCUACUUUUGGUACCUACUCUGCUGGUCUCUCAUAAAGAGAAUGAGGGAGAGAGACUGUAACAGUUAUUGUUAUAGAUUCACUGCAUGGAAAAAUAUUUUCCAGAAUUAUGAAUUAAUUAACAGCCUAGAAUUCUUUUUUCAUACUUACGAACUAUAUAAUGAAGGACUGCAAUGCAUUUUGCAUAGCAUUCAUUUGUUUAAAAUUGCUACUUUCUAAAAUUCUCUUGUUUUCACAUUUUGUUGGGGAACCCAACAACUCUACUGAGAAACCCAACUCAGUAGAGUUCCACCCAAGAAAUAGCAAUAGUUGGACAUUUCUGGAUUUUUCCAUAUUGCUUUUUUCUUGUUAUAUUUAUACUUGAUUUUGAAGGGUUGCUUAUGCUUGUGUCACUGCAAGCAAUCAGUACCCAGUCAUCUUGUAACACAGUGAUACUUACUGUACAACAAAGCCUGAGUUUCUACCAACUGUAAGCCCCUAGAGUUAGGUGUCUCCCUCCUAAUCCAUUUAUCUAUACUAUGGCCUUUUCUCCUUACACUCAGCAGGUUCAUAAGGUUAUUUGCCUUUAGUGAUUUCACUUUCUUACAGUAUGAAAUAUGAAGGUUGAUAAAAGGAGAGAUUGCAUCUAAAAAAAAUAAUAAUAAAGAACAGGAAAGCAAAGCUAAAAGAAACAGCAGCUCUAAUUUAUUUCUUUGAGAGUCUCAGGUCUCCUUAAGUGUUGUCCUGUUUUGGCUCUU